Polistes canadensis is the source of this 3918-nucleotide messenger RNA. It is a transcript of the gene Adar, whose product is annotated as double-stranded RNA-specific editase Adar. Gene Ontology annotation, cellular component: cytoplasm; nucleolus. Gene Ontology annotation, molecular function: double-stranded RNA adenosine deaminase activity; tRNA-specific adenosine deaminase activity; double-stranded RNA binding. Lineage: Eukaryota; Metazoa; Arthropoda; Insecta; Hymenoptera; Vespidae. Gene Ontology annotation, biological process: RNA processing; adenosine to inosine editing. The coding region runs from base 490 to 2565 and encodes 691 amino acids. The record is from RefSeq and is a predicted model, not a curated record. The transcript is spliced from 7 exons.
UGGGAGGAGAAAGAAAGCGCGCAGGUAAAAGCGAUGUGCGCGACGCGUGACACGCGAAAUGAUAUGAUAGAGUAUCCCGUCGUUCGUUCGAUUACCCCGUGAAUAAUAUUCAUUGAUUAUUUUUGACGAGAAGCAACCAAUACUCGCUAACUCGCUGUUAUUUUGUUUGUCACGAAUCGCGGUUCGAUCAUUGAGGUUAGGUAGUUAGUGCUAGAUUGUCGUUAAACGAAAUAGGGAUAGGGAGAACGAGUACGAGGUGUGUGUGUUGUGUGCGUGCGUGCGUGCUGCAUGCGCGCGUGUGUGUAUGGUUUCUGAGUGUAUGAGAGAGCGAGAGAAGGGAAAAGGUCGUCGGUGGCGCUGCGGAGCUCGGAUGCACGAGAAUAAUUAAAAUCAAUGUGACGUCGGUGCAGUGUUUGUCGGGUUGCGUCCUGCGUGCGUCGGUUUUUUUCAUUUAAAAGUUUCAUUUAAAGGAGCGACGUUGAGAGAGGGAUGUCGAACGGAUUGAUGCUGCCAAAUGACAAUCACGAUACGUGCCAGACGAGUAAGGACACACAGAAUAACGUUCCUCGUCUACGUAUCAGUCUACGAUAUUUCUGUCCGUCUUUUCUCAUGAUGCGAUCCUAUGCAGCUAGCACCACCUCGAUGGUCGCCGCUAAUGCCGCUGCAUCCGUGGAGGGGUUGCAGGGGGAACACUCUACUGGGAUGGACCAGCAGAUCGUUACUAGGCCUAGAUUGAAGAGACCUGCUGAGUCUGAUCUGGAAGGUGUAUCUAUACCAAAGAAGCGUCACAAAAAUCCACAACCAAAGAAUGCGGUAUGCGCUUUAAACGAAUUGAAAACUGGAGCAGUAUACAAGGUGGUUGGUCAAACUGGACCUACCCAUGCUCCUAUAUUUACCAUCGCAGUACAGAUAGAUGGACAAACUUAUGAGGGCAAAGGACGUACCAAGAAGAUGGCUAAACAUGCUGCCGCUGAACUUGCUUUAAGAAAUAUAGUGCAGUUCCGUAAUACACCAGAAGUACACCAAGCUAUUAAUACGUGCCAGCCUGUUGUUCCCCUGGAACCUGAUUUUACCAGCGAUGUCACAGAGAGAGAUAAUCAUCUUGUAAAUGCGUUCAAGACAUUGACUCAAGAGCCAAAAAAUACCAACAAAUUUUUAGACAAAGGUCCCGUUGCACUCAUCAACGAGCUAUAUCCUGGAGUUGUAUACAAAUGUAUAUCGGACAAUGGAGAAAGUUAUGCAAAAUUUACAAUAUCUGUAACGAUAGAUGGAGAAACUUUUGAAGGCACUGGCCCGAGUAAAAAGUUGGCCAAAGCUGCAGCUAGCAAAGCAGCUUUGGCAAAAUUAAGGAAUGUCCACAGUUCUUCUUUUUGCAUUCAGCUCCCCGUUCGUGUAUUACCUAACUAUUCAAAUUCUGGCCACUGGCAAGAACAAAUGACUCUACCACAAAUCUUGGCAGAUAAAAUAGGAAAAAUGGUAAAUCAAAAAUUCACUGAACUUAUACAGAGUAAGCCACAACAUGCUCGACGCAAAGUAUUAGCUGGCAUAGUGCAAACAAACGGAUCGGAUGCCGAAUUAAUAUGCGUCACUACUGGUACGAAAUGUGUAUCCGGGGAUCAUUUAAGUGUAAGCGGUAGGGCUUUAAAUGACUGCCACGCAGAAGUGGUAGCUCGACGUUGUCUCUGCGAAUAUUUGUACAAACAGUUGGAGUUGCAUACCGAAAACCGAUCAGCCGAGUCUGUCUUGGAACGCAUAAAGAAGGGAUUUAGGUUGAAACAAGGAAUUCAGUUUCAUUUAUACAUAAAUACGGCUCCGUGCGGAGAUGCUAGAAUAUUUUCUCCUCACGAAGAAAACGAAUCCGUGGACAAACAUCCUAACAGAAGGGCCAGAGGUCAAUUAAGAACUAAGAUAGAAUCGGGAGAAGGUACGAUACCUGUAAAGAGUAGCGAAGGAAUUCAAACUUGGGAUGGUGUUCUUAUGGGACAAAGACUGCUGACGAUGUCGUGUUCAGACAAAAUAGCUCGAUGGAACGUACUUGGUGUGCAAGGUGCACUUCUAAGCCACUUCAUCGAGCCAAUUUACUUCCACAGCAUCGUUCUCGGCAGUCUGUUGAACCCUAGUCACAUGUAUCGAGCUGUUUGCGGCCGUAUUGAAAAUACUAUUCAAGGUCUACCACCACCUUACAGGCUCAACAAACCAUUGAUGAGUCUAAUAACUUCGUCCGAAGUUAGGCAACCAGGCAAGGCACCGAAUUACAGCGUUAAUUGGACUAUCGGUCAAAGCGAAGCAGAAGUAAUUAACUGUACCACAGGAAAGGACGAAUUGGGUAAACCCUCUAGAAUUUCAAAGCAGGGGCUCUUUAGGAAAUUCUUCAGCCUAUUAGGUAAAUUGGAGACAAUUGACGAUGCCGAUCAAAAUCAAUGUCGUCAUUAUCUCGAUGCGAAAUCGUCGGUUCAAGAUUACUCUCUUGCCAAACGUCAAUUGAAGGACGCGUUUGUACGCGCUCAACUUGGCAGUUGGGUUAAAAAACCACUUGAACAAGAUAUGUUUGAGGUGGAUAUCUGACUAAAUCGGUGUAUCGAUGCAAACCUAAGGAAUAGGGUAAAUUCUCAGUUAGCGGAGUAUGUAGUUCCUAGUGUAAAAUAGAUCACUCGUUCGGCGUGUCAUGCUAUGGCAGAAUUUGGCAUCAGUAAAGCAUAAAUCGUAGGAUGUUGAAAGCAAGAUAAUAUUUUGACUUUGUCACUGCACGAUCCAACGAGUAGUAAUAAACGUGUUCGCGUUAAAAGUGUACAAUGAAAAUCGAUUGUUUUCGAUUGAGAUUAAAAACAGCAUAGUCAAAUCUCGAUACUCUUCGAAUUUUUUGAUCUUUAAUACUAGUCACACGUCAAUUUUUGACAGUUUCUAUAGACUGGUAGAUAGAUAAGAGCGAAAUGUUUCGUUUCGUAAACGUUAAUAGAGUUAAUCGACCGAAAGGAUGCAAAAGUAUUUUAAAAAGGUUUUAAUUUUAUGUUACAACGGCAUGUCGUAAGAGAGAAAUUUGUGGAUAUUUCACGAUGAAACGAGUCAGCACAUAUCCAUUAUUCUUCGAGGUCCUAUUGUUAAACUUUGUUAUCGUUCUCUUAUAAUUAACUUAAAUUUUUUUAGAUGAAAGAGAAAUUCGACGGAAGACCCUUUACCUCCUCCCUUCUCUUUCCUCCCUUGUUAAUUCCCAACAUUUGCUACCUGUCCAUUUUUAUCGAGGUCUACCUUUAUGCUUCGUGGUUGGUAAUCUUUCGAUCGACGAAACUUUUCACCUUGAAUAUUUCAUUUUCUAUUUUUCAAUAUUAAAAGAAAAUAAAAGAAGUUAUCAAGGUAACGUGAAUAAUUCUUUUUAACAUAAACCACGAAGGCGUAAUUUGAAAUUUCAAUAGCACGAGUAAUGUACGUGACACCGCAAAUGCUAAUUUUACGAAUCUAUUGUGCCGACUAUGUAUGUGUAUCCGGGUCACGUGUUCCAAGAAGCUACGUUAUAUCUGCAUUCAUAUGCAUUCUAUGUACACGCCUGUAGUAGACAAAGAGAAAAAAGGAGAACAUUUUUAAAUGGUUUUCUUUUUUCUUUCUCUUUAACUUAUAUUUUAAACUCUUGUCCCUGCUUUCUCCAAUGAUAAUUGAGCGAUAUUUCAAACGACUUUUAGCAAUGUCAUCGCUUUUCUCAACUAGUCCUACUUGCUCGUUUAACGUGUAAUGAUUUUUUGAAUUUUUUUUUGAAAAAAACAAAAAACCAUAUAAAAUAGAAACGUUGGGAGUAUUCGCAACAAGCUAUACCACUGGCAAAACGAGAACCUCGUCCCUCUUUCUCCCUCUACCUCUUUUAAAAAAUCCAAGCAAUCGUUAGAAUUAAUAUUUAGACUCCGCGGUAAUUUUACCUCGGGUCUCUCG